Molecule: messenger RNA, 2735 nt
Organism: Gavialis gangeticus (Gharial)
Lineage: Eukaryota; Metazoa; Chordata; Crocodylia; Gavialidae
Gene: TRABD2B
Product: TraB domain containing 2B
Exons: 8
Coding region: 1-1737 (578 amino acids)
Biological process (GO): negative regulation of Wnt signaling pathway
Cellular component (GO): organelle membrane
Molecular function (GO): metalloendopeptidase activity; Wnt-protein binding
Source: RefSeq, a predicted model, not a curated record
AUGCCACAGGACUCUCCUGCUGGUUUUGGUAUGGAUCCAGUGUCAGCUAAGGGACAGAGACUGCAUGCACGGGUGAUUGAAGGAUCACCGGUCAAGACAAGGAUUGAGAAACAGGAUGCCAAGGUGGCUGACCUGACUCUGAGGGACCAACAACUUGGAUCAAGACUAGACAGAGGAACAGUGAAAAUGAAGCAAGCAGUAACUGAGCAUGUGCCCGAGUCAGCUUACUGGAGCAAAGACGACAUAGCUUCCACAUAUGGAGGCAUACAACAUGGGGACCUGAACUCCUUCCUGUGGACCAUCCGACGGGACCCCCCGGCCUACUUGUUCGGCACCAUCCACGUGCCCUACACGCGGGUGUGGGACUUCAUCCCGGAGAACUCCAAGGCCGCUUUCCAGGCCAGCUCCGGCGUGUACUUCGAGCUGGACCUCACCGACCCCUACACCAUCUCCGGCCUGGCUAGCUGCCAGAUGCUGCCCCACGGGGAGAACCUGCAGGACGUGCUGCCCCGCGAGCUGUACCGCCGCCUCAAGCGGCACCUGGAGUACGUCAAGCUCAUGCUGCCCCACUGGAUGACCCCGGACCAGCGGGGCAAGGGGCUGUACGCCGACUACCUCUUCAACGCCAUCGCCGGCAACUGGGAACGCAAGAGGCCCGUCUGGGUGAUGCUGAUGGUCAACUCCCUGACCGAGACGGACAUCCGCUCCCGAGGAGUGCCCGUGCUCGACCUCUACCUGGCCCAGGAGGCUGAGAGGAUGAAGAAGACAACGGGAGCGGUGGAGCGGGUGGAAGAGCAGUGCCACCCACUGAACGGGCUCAACUUCUCCCAGGUGCUGUUUGCUUUGAACCAAACUUUGCUGCAGCAUGAAAGUCUACGGGCAGGCAGCUUGCAAGCUCCAUACACCACUGAAGAUCUCAUCAAGCAUUAUAAUUGUGGAGACCUGAAUGCUGUCAUAUUCAACCAUGAUACUUCUCAGCUCCCUAAUUUCAUCAACACAACCCUCCCACCCCACGAACAGGUGACAGCCCAGGAGAUAGACAGCUACUUCAGACAGGAGCUCAUCUACAAGAGAAAUGAGAGGAUGGGGAAAAGAGUGAUGGCCCUUUUAAAGGAGAACAUGGACAAGAGCUUCUUCUUUGCUUUUGGAGCAGGUCACUUCCUGGGCAACAACACUGUGAUUGAUGUGCUGAGACAAGCAGGAUUUGAAGUGGAGCAUACACCUGCUGGACAGCCAAUUGGAAACUCAAGGAUGAAGAACACAAGCCCAUCUUCAGAGGCCUCUUCAGGAACCACUGCACCAGCCGACCAUGUUUCUGAGCAAGUGCCAUUGUCCUCUCCUUCUCUGAAGCCUCUUCAGUCUGGUGAAGAAGACAGCCUGCCUCCUCACCUCCUGCUGCCAGAUAGCAUCAGCCAGCUAGAAGAGUUUGGCCGACAGAAGAAAUGGCACAAGAAGCAGCACAAACACUAUCGCCAAAGGCAGUUCAAUGACCUGUGGGUUCGGAUAGAAGACAGCACGACCACAUUACCUUCCUACAUCAGGAUCACCAAUGGUUACAUCACGGUCAAGCCACCCAUUUGGAUUUCAAACCGACUGGAUCAGAGACCACGCUCAGAUCACCCCUCUCACCAUCAACCCAAAAGCUCAGCGCCAGGCAGUGUGUUGGUGCCAUCACUAACUGCUUCUUUCUGUGUAGCAAUAGCUUCUUUCCUCCUGAGUCUACUGAGGCCUUCCUGACCCACCUCAUUUCAUGUGCAAUAGCCAGAGGAGAGAACAGAGAUAAUUUAUGACCCAACGGGAGGCUCGUUCAAGAGCAGUUUCAACCUGGAUGUUCUAACUGAAGGGUAAUGGUUGUGCCUCUAGCUGGUUUUGUUGCUUUCCCAGAUACGUUUUAAAACUCUAAAGCUUUAUGGUAACACUGACUUACAUCUUCUUUUUGUAGAAGGAUCUUUAUUUCCCAUAGUGCUAUGGGGCUUUGUAAAAUAUAUGUGUUCAUAUAAAAAAAAAAAAAAGAAAGAAGUGUAUUUAUUCGACUGGUAAACUUAUUGUUGUUUUAUAUGUUAAUAACAUCCGUAUUAAACAGUAGCAAUGGUGAAAUGGAUAAAUUAAUAUUUACUAUAUCUGUCUUUGAACUGACCCUCUGCAAAAGUCAGCAUUGACCCCCAAAGAAUGUGUUUUAGUCGUUUUACAGCCACCCUCUCAUAGGCCAAUUUGCGCUGAUCCUUUUUAUUUUAUCUUUUUUUUUCAAUCUGUUCACUGCAAUUUAAAUACACCUGAGGCAAAUCCUGCUUUCUGUGAGUUAUCUCCACUAGGAAAAAAGUGUGUUCUUACCUUGAACUGGGUAACAUUAGGUAAAAUCUUAGUGAAGGAGACAUAGGGCAUGACUACAUGUGCCUAUUUAAGGUGCUUUAGCCCGAUUUAAGGUACAUUAAGGGUGCAGGUCUAUACGGGCAUGCUCUUAAUGCACUUUAAAAAUGGUGAUUUUAGGCUAUUCUUGCCUAAAUUUGAUACCUCAAAAGGAGGUAUCAAAUUGAUGUGCAAAUAACUCAAGGGCCUUAACGCAUAUGUAGACAGGUUAAGGUCCAUUAGCACUGUGUAUUUUGACUGACUUGGGACUAACUUUAGUAGUUAUAAAGCAAAUGGUGAUCAAACCUUUCAUUGUCAUAGCUUUAGUCCCAAAUCAGUCCCAACACAGUGUUAAUGCACCUUAGUGCAUGCAUGUGUACACGCAUGCC